GUUUGAUGAUGUCAGUGAAAUUUGACCUUGUGCCCAACUGGUAUAGGUGUGACCCCCACUGAGUAAGUUGCCAAAGCAUGCUUCACCAGCCAACAGCACAGGACAUCCUUGGACAUUGUGCUCUGUGUUUGGGCUCAAUGAUACAUGAAACAGGAUUGCAGAAGAUUUUCAAAGUGUAAAGUAUUGGAAAAGAACCUGAUUUGUUUGGCCAUUGUUACUUGCUUCAUUGUCAGGACUGGUUUCUUAGGGAUUUGCAGACACGAGGAACUGAGAUCGAGAUAAGUUGAUCCCAUCUCAAAGUCUACAGGUCAGACUUAUUGAGAGGUGGGGACACAGUCACCUGUCUCACUAUACACUGUGUGUGCUGUACAGUUUUACUAGAGUCUUGGUUUUGAGAAGGUGCAGUAAGAAGAUUAACUGUGAGAAAAGCAAGUUCCAAGAACGCACCAAGAUGUGUAUGCUGGUGUUCUUCUGUGCAGCCCUGCAGAUGGUUGCUCUGACACAAGCAGAGGCCCAGUAUUUCAUCAUCGCCCCCAAUGUUGUCCGCGUGGAUGUGGAAGAAACCAUUCUGGUUGACAUUUUCGGAACGGUAGAUGGAGAUGUGCCAGUUACACUGUACUUCCAACUAACCGGGAGCAAUGAGAGAAUUUCAGAGAAGACGAUCUGGGUCUCGAAAGGUGCCCCUCAAGAGGUCACCCUGCAGAUCCGGCGAGACCAGUUACCCCAGGAGGAUACUAGCAAGCAGCAGUUCAUCACACUGUUCGCCACGGCCAAUACUGCACAACUCCAGAUCAAUGAUCGACGCACCAUCCUACUCAGCUACCAGUCCGGUUUUGUCUUCAUUCAGACAGAUAAGCCAUUGUACACGCCCAGCCAAAAAGUGAACAUCCGUGUUGUUGCUCUCAAUCAAAAAAUGCGUCCCGCCUAUCACCAGCUAAAAGUGGACAUCCUGAAUCCGGAUCAGAUCAUCGUCUAUCGUUAUGAGGAGAUACCGAAUGGGGGCUUCCUGAACCUCGAGUUUACCUUCCCACCACUGCCUGUCUUCGGAAAUUGGACAGUUCGUGCUCACUAUGGGCAUCAGUUCAAGGCGAAUACGUCCGUCCAGUUUGAAGUUAAGGAGUAUGUUCUGCCCAAAUUUAGUGUUGAAGUUAGCACCCAGAAUAAAUAUAUCAUACCAGAAACAAGGAAGCUGACUACCUAUGUGAAAGCGAGGUACACCUUUGGUGAGCCCGUGGUUGGGAAUUAUCUCGUGAAGUACGGGGUGUACACUGAUGAUGGAAACCUGACAAUUCUCCAGCGAAAGCAAGGCCGGUUAGGUGAAGAAGGUAGAGCCUACCCAGUACUGGUAAUGGCCGAUGUGACACUUCAGAACUGGGCAGAGGCACUGAUAGGCAAGCGCCUGAUCAUCCAGGCAAUUGUCACAGAAAAGGCCUCGGGCGAGACUGUCAGUGUCAACAACACCAUGGUGAUCUUCAGUCAGACCCCCUACAAGUUCAACUGGGAUCGCACCCAGAAGUACUUCAAGAAGGGACUGCCUUUUGCUGUGAAGGCCAGUGUCCAGUACAUGAGCGGCCUGCCAGCUGCUGGAAUCACUGUUAGUGUGUCAGCUACUGCUGAGCUUGACGAUGGAGAUCAGGUUCUUUUGGGGGCCAGUAAUGCCGGGCAAAGUCUCCACAAGGUGUCUAGUACUCAAGGGGAGGUGGAUUUCAGGCUGGAGGUACCCGCUGACACAAAACUGAUCACCAUCCGUGCUGAGACCAACGAUCCUAAUUUAAGCACCCAGAGCCAGGGUUCAUUCACUGUCCUGCCCCAAGAGUCAAGCAACGGAGAGUAUCUGCUGGUGCGACUUCCAUCUUCGGGAGGAAACUCACAGACACAACAGAUUGGAUGGACAAGCAAUAUUGAUGUGCUUUUGACACAUCCUGAAAAUGUUGAAACUCUCCACUACUUUGUCAUUGCGGGUGGAAAGAUUGUACAUAAGGGAACCAAAGAUGAGAACAUCAACGCCAACAUGGGGCUGGGGUUACGGAUCACCCAGGACAUGGCACCGUCUUCGCGUGUUGUCGCAUAUUAUGCUAGCACAUCUGGAGACAUCAUCGCUGACGGGCUUUUCUUUGAAGUCAAAGAGACCUGCGAAAAUCCCAUUCAUUUAGAAUUCGGUGGCCUCCCGAAAGUUCCCAAGGAUGACGAACAGAUCUUCAAAACAGACGGGAGCGACAAGAAUGUUGAGUUGCAGAUUUCUGCUAACGAGUACACCAAUGUUGGUCUGUUGGCAGUGGAUGAAGCUGUCUUCACCCUGCGCAAUUAUCACCGCCUUACUCAAAAGAAGGUAUUUAAAAGAAUGGCUGGUUACGAUCUGGGCUGUGGACCAGGAGGUGGCCAAACAACAGCAAAAAUCUUCAAGGAUGCUGGAGUGACGGUGAUGACUAACACUGAUCUGGAAGUUCCACAGAGAGAAGCUCUGGGCUGUCCUGUAGAUGCCAAGAGAACACGAAGAUCUAUUACUGAGACAGAUCUGGACAAAAUCCUGAAUAAACACCAAGAUCCUGAUGACAGGCAUUACUGUGAAAAAGGGUUGAGACAGCUGAAGAACCCAAACAGCAUGACUUGUGCUCAACGCACCAAGCGCUUUGCUAAGCGCAACGGCCUAGCCCUCACCUCACGGGAAAUUAGAGUUUUCCUGGGUUGUUGCGAGGAGCUUGACAGAGUUGCUCGUGGGAGGUUCACUGGCCCGGGGCCUGGAGGUAGCAGCCAGGUGGAUCUUGAAAAUGUUGUGGUGCGAACCAACUUCCCUGAGAGCUGGAUGUUUGAGCAGGUGGACACCGAGGAAAACUUGAUGGUGCGUCACCCUGUAACCCUGCCUGACUCUGUCACCACCUGGGUCAUUGAAGCUGUUGGAGUGUCUGAAGACUAUCAGAUGUGUGUCGCCGAUCCAAUCAAGCUAGAAGUCCGCCCUCCGUUCUUCCUUGAUAUCAAUAUGCCGUAUGCAGUCCAACGACUUGAGCAGAUAGAAAUCCUGGUGUCUGUGUUCAACUAUGCCGAUGUUGUCUUGCAGGUCGAUGUUUAUUUGAAAGGUGUUGAGGGUCUGUGCUCAGAAGCCCGGGCUGGAGGAUACUCCAACCGCAUAUCCAUUGAGGCCCGCCCCAAGAAGCCAGCCUCUGUCAAGUUUGUGGUUGUGCCUCUAGAAGCCGGUGCCGUGCCCAUUGAAGUCGUUGCCAUCACUAACUCUACCACAGUGAAUUACAGAGACGCUGUCAGGAAGUCACUCAAUGUUCGGUCAGAAGGCUACAAACAGAGGGACACUGUCACAAUAAUGGUUGAUCCAGAAAACAGCCGCAGCUCUCCUCGAAGGACCCUAGCCGGAGGACGAAAUCAGUCCUUCCAACACACUCAAUUCUGGGGUGGGGCUAGUGAGAGCAAGCAAGUGGACAUCAUCCGCUAUCAACUCAGCAACCAGGCCAUCCCCAACACCCAUCAAGUCCAUUUCAGCCUCAUGGGGAACACGAUGGGCAGCGUCAUUGAGACGGUGCUUGGAGGCCUGGACAACCUGUUGCGAAUCCCCCGUGGCUGUGGGGAGCAGACGAUGCUCAACCUGGCCCCAAAUGUGUACAUCUACCGGUAUCUCAAGCACACCGAUCAGUUCACGGCAACGCACGAGAUUGCCGCACAACAGUACAUCGGAGACGGUAUCGCCAAUCAGCUGGCCCAUCGUCGAUCUAAUGGCUCCUUUUCUGUCUGGGGAAGCAACUCGGCGUAUCCUAGCAGUACAUGGUUGACAGCGUUUGUCAGCAAGGUCAUGUGUCAGGCCAGGGAGUUUACUUUCGUUGACGACGCCAUUACGUGUCAGGCCAUGGAGUGGCUGAUAACCCAGACACAGAGGGAUGAAGGCUACUUCAGAGAAAUCUACAGAGUGCAUCACCUUGAAAUGACGGGCGGAGUCCAAGGCGAUGUCUCUUUGACUGCCUAUGUUCUGAUCUCACUUUUAGAAUGUAAUUGCCAGACAGUGGCUAAGAAUGCAUCCGUUGCCAAUGCCACCUCGUUCCUGGAGGGGCAGUUGAUAGCCCUGACCCGUCCCUAUGCCAUCGCCAUCACAUCGUAUGCUCUGGCACUGGCCGGAAGCGGCAAGGCAGGCAGGGCGAUACAGAAGCUGAAAGGCAUCGCCAUAUAUGAUGAAGCAACCAAUACCCGCCACUGGGGAUCUGAUGAUUCAUCCUUCGGUGCUGGCCCCAAGCCCUACUGGUACAGCAACCGCCCCAAAGCCAUUGAGGUCGAGACGACGAGCUAUGCGGUGCUGGCACUGCUGCAGCAGAACGAAAUCCAGUACACCCAUGCCAUCAUCAACUGGCUGACCAAUCAGGAGAACUAUGAAGGCGGCUUUGUAUCCACACAGGACACAGUCAUCGCUCUGCAGGCUUUGUCUGAAUACGCCAUCCAGACAGACCAAAGCACGGUCGACAUCAACUGCCAUGUGACCUGCCAAGAGAGUAACUUUGAGGAAAGCUACCUGCUGAAACCCCACAACUCCAUGAUCAGACAGCACUCGCAACUCAGUCUUCCGGAGUCGGUUUCAGAGUUUGUCGUGACCUUUGACUCACAGGGAAAUGGCAUGGGUCAAAUGAAAUUUGAGUCAAGCUACCAUGUCCCGGAGCCCGACCACAGAAAGUGUGACUUUGAGCUGGUCAUCAAUGGACAAGAGGGCAAGUCGGGUGACAGUGGCCCAGGAGGAGGGGGAGACAACAACCCUGAGGACGGGGACAGCAGGUCGAGGGUCGGGAGAAUACAUGCACGGAGUGCCAUGGAGCGGGGAAGUGGUGCGGAGGAAAACGAAGGGGCCGUAGGUGCCACUGUUGUGGCACCCCGGGGCCGUGCAGGCGGCUCGGGCAAUGAGUACAUCUUCCAGUACAAUAUCAAAGUCAGAUACUUGCGAGGGGAAGAAACAGGAAUGGCUAUUGUAGAUGUAGGGCUCUACACUGGCUACAAAGCUUUGCAAAGAGACCUCGAUGAUGCUGUAGCAAACAGUGGAGGGGUUAUCCAGCGCUAUGAAGAGACUGACCGCUCAGUAGUGUUUUAUCUCUCCAAGAUCACCACUGCUUACACUCACAUCAGUUUUAAUGCUCGGCGGGUGUUCACUGUCGGCAGGGCUCAGCCUGUAGCAGUGCACGUCUAUGACUACUACAACCCCACUGUGGAGUGUGUUAGGUUCAUUCACCCCCAGUCUGGUUCCAACAUGUUGAGCACUCUUUGUGAGGGAAGCACAUGUGAAUGUGCUGCAGGUAGAUGUGCUGAAGAUCCAUUCACCAAAAUCGGUGACUUCCAAGGGAGCAAGUUGAGAGCGAAGGCAUGUGAAGAUGCAGAACAUUUCGCCUAUGAGGUGAAAGUGGUCAGUUUCAAGCGGAAAGGUGGCUUCCAGCUCAUUACAAUGACCAUCCUGAACCCAUUGAAACAAGGUCUUGACCAUGUCAAGGAGAAUCAAAAUCGUACCUUCUGGAAGAGUAUGAAUUGCGGAAAGCCAGCCAUCAAGAAGAAGCGGUACCUAGUAAUCGGGUCUGGCGGGCUUCCAAGCAGGGAUGAUAAUGGGUUGCCAAGUUACAAGUACGUGGUUGAUGAGAGGAUGUCCUUCUACGAGCUGCCCUCUGCCUCCAAGAUCAAAAAUACCAAGAAGUGGCAGAGGAUUGCAAACAGUGUGCAACAGUUCAUGGAUGACAUUGAAAGGAACGGAUGCUCGGCUUAACAGAGGCGUUACGGAAGUGGACAUAAUAAAGUAUUAUGUGUCGCAAAAUGAUACUCCUACUGAUAGCUUUUGUAGUCAUUGCAACUCAGCUUCUCUACUAAUAUUUGUCGCUCUCCCGUUUUGUAAUUAUUAUAUCUUAAUUAUCUUAUCUUGUUUGAAUUUGAAGGAUUUUCUAAGUACUGAUUGGAAAGUGAAAAGCAAUGGCGUCGGUAACAGGUAGACGGUAGCAUUAUUAACAAGACAACGCAGCGCGUUCUACUCAUGUGCAGGUGUGCCUUGUAAGAGGACUGUGGUCAGCAUUAGGAGUUAAGUUUAUCCUGUUCGUAAAUGAUUUCGUCAUAAAGGCGGACGUGCCACGAUGUGCAGGCUCACAUUGGACAAUUGCUGAAGUUGCGCGUUAACCUUCCGGUUCCAUGGUUCCGUGUAAACGGCGAUCAAUGCAUGUAACCCUAUGUGCAGUGUACGUGUGCUGUGGGCGUGGUUUAAACCGAAGUGACGUCACACUUGCGAACCGGAAAGUGACGGAAAUGCAUGUUGACUAACGUAACAAGCGAACAUUCUGAUCGUGUGGCUUUGUUUGUACGGAGGAAGGUUGAGGUUACUAAAAGAAAAAUAAGCGUGUGUACAGAAGAGCAUUAUACUGAGGAAACUUGCAGUGCAGAAUUGUUUGGACUUCCUUACUAUGCACACCGUUCUGUUCAUUACAUUUAUACUUCAUUAUCAUAUGUAUCGUGCAUGUACUGGAUAUCAAUUGUGUUAUUAAUAAUGUUAUGCACUGCAAAAAAAGUUCUUCAUUAUAGUCAGAUAGAUUCAAAUGCCUUCAGUAUCGUUUGUGAAGCAGUUGAAACUCUGUAGCGCUGGCUGCGGAAGCAUGAGGGCCAGUGCACGCCCACACUUUUUCGACUGGGGGUGCGGGAGGCUGGUAUGGGCUCCCCACUACUUGUAGGCCCUAUAGUGAGGUGGGGCUCAAUGUUAGUAUCGGCCUAUGAAUGGCUGAUGCCUGAUGGUCUAACCACUGGCCCCCUCACGCUGAAAUCGUUCCGCCGCCGGGGCAUACAAUUAUAAAGUCAGGCUUGGGGGCAUCAUGUUAAUAGGUUGAAUUUUUGGCUAAGUACAAUCGUGGAAAUUAAGAAUUUACAGGUGGAACACUGUCAAAGCCGUCAUUAGAUAGUUUUAUGUACUGUUCAGUUGUAUGCGUGGACCUUCUGCUUUCAACAUCUCUCUUUAUACAUGUCGGUGUAGCUUAUGAGCAUAUUAUGGGAGCCACCAUCAUUCAUUUUAUUCAUCUAAGACUCAACAGGUAAACCUAAUAUUUUUCUUGCCAUUAUGAUGGGCUGUUUAGUCUUUGAUUACGAUUACACGUACUGGUUUGGUUCAAGUACUGAUGCACUGUUUUAUUGCUCCUUGAUUUGCUCAUUUUGAACUUACGAAUAUCCAAUUCGUUAAAUUUAAUUAUGCGUCGUAGGUAUAAUUCUCGUCGAAGGCGUUGUUUUAAUACCAAAUUGUGUUGGCGUAGUAGAGAGUAAAUAAAAUAUGCGUAACGUGUUUAUUUAAAGUUUGUGCAUUUGUCUUAUACAAUGGAGUAUGAUCAAUUAGCAGUAAGAUUUUUGUAUUGUUCGGUGAGAAGAUCUUCACAGAGCGUACGUCUCUCUGUUCUUGGGUGAGAUUUAUGACGCCUGAGAUAUUAGAUUACGUUUCGACUCCACGGAUGGAUCACGCCGGCUACUCACAGACGGCCCGGCCUAUUAAAUAGUUUUGUGCAUGUCA
This is a messenger RNA of Acanthaster planci (crown-of-thorns starfish), 7498 nucleotides long. RefSeq names its product complement C3-like. NCBI's taxonomy places the organism in Eukaryota, Metazoa, Echinodermata, Asteroidea, Valvatida, Acanthasteridae. Gene Ontology annotation, cellular component: extracellular region. Gene Ontology annotation, molecular function: protein binding; endopeptidase inhibitor activity. The record is from RefSeq and is a predicted model, not a curated record.